AUGGGUUCGGGAGAGUUACCGUGCUACACCCUCAUUCAUGUCCCCAACGAUGCCGAUCUUCCCAAUGAAGCGCAGUUGAAAGAGAAGUUCGAAAAAGGAAAUGAUAAGGAGAAGACUGAUGCGCUGAGGAAACUGAUUUACAUGAUACAAAAUGGAGAAAAAGUUGGUCAAGGAAUGCUGAUGUAUGUUAUAAGGUUUCUACUGCCGUCAAGUGACCACACGCUUAAAAAGACUCUACUGAUCUUUUGGGAGGUUGUACCAAAGACAAAUGCUCACGGGAAACUUCUCCAAGAAAUGAUUUUGGUGUGUGAUGCGUACAGGAAAGAUCUACAGCAUCCAAAUGAGUUCGUGCGUGGCUCAACACUUAGGUUUCUUUGUAAGUUGAAAGAACCAGAACUUCUUGAGCCUUUGAUGCCUUCAAUAAUUGGUUGCCUAGAGCACCGUCACUCAUACGUGAGAAGAAAUGCUGUAUGUGCUAUCUUCACCAUCUACCGCAAUUUCGAGUUUCUUAUUCCUGACGCUCCAGAACUUGUGUCGAACUUUUUGGCAGGGGAACAGGACUCAUCUUGUAAACGCAACGCAUUUAUGAUGCUGUUACAUGUUGAUCAAGCACGGGCUCUGGAUUACCUCUCUGGUUGUAUCAACCAGGUCGCCCAGUUUGGUGAUAUAUUACAACUGAUUAUCGUAGAGCUGAUAUACAAGGUUUGUCAUGCUAAUCCAACUGAAAGGUCGCGUUUCAUCCGAUGUGUGUAUAACCUUCUUCAAUCGUCUUCGGCUGCAGUAAGGUCAUAUGAGGCAGCUGGAACCCUUGUAACGCUUUCUGCAGCUCCGGUUGCUAUAAAAGCUGCGGCUUCCGCUUACAUUGAUCUCAUUGUGAAGGAAAGCGAUAAUAAUGUUAAGUUAAUUGUUCUUGACCGCCUGAUGGACCUCCGUCAAACGCCAUCUUACGAAAAGGUUUUGCAAGAACUGGUGAUGGACAUUCUUAGAGUAUUGUCCUCUCCUGGUCUUGAUGUGCGACAGAAAACUCUUAGCCUUUGCUUAGAUCUCGUCUCAAGUAGAAAUGUUGAGGAUAUGGUCAUGUUUUUGAAAAAGGAAAUUGCAAAGUCUACAACUGAGCCUGCUGAAGAAGCUGGGAAGUAUCGCCAGGCACUUGUUAAGACUCUUCAUUCUGCAACAAUCAAAUUUCCGGAUGUUGCGGCAUCCAUUGUACCUGUUCUUAUGGAGUUCCUUUCUGAUGAAAAUGAGACGGCCGCUCAGUACGUUCUGCUCUUUGUUCGCGAAGCUGUCCAUAAGCUGCCACAUUUGAAGGAGACGAUUCUCCACUCACUAGAGGAGGGUCUUUUAUCUAUCCGCAAACCGAAAGUCUUUAUGGCAGCAUUGUGGAUACUUGGAACUUACUGUGAAACAGAUGCUGCUUUGUUAGCUGUCUUACGUCUCAUAAAGUCUUCUCUUGGAGAACUGCCUAUUGUUGAUAGCGAAAUGCGUCUCUUGGAAGGUGAUGAACCUUCUCAUGAAGGAAAUUCUGAGAAAAAGCUUGUAACAGCUGAUGGCACGUAUGCAGCUCAGUCGGCGUUUUCUGUGGCUACAAAAACACUUAAUCGUGAAAGACCUCCACUGAGGCAAUUCCUUCUUGAUGGAGAUUUCUUCCUUGGAGCUUCCUUGGCCACCGUGCUUAACAAACUUGUCGACCAGUUCUCAAAAAACAAUGCAGAAAGUCCACAGAGAUCAAAUCGUUUUCGCGCUGAAUGUAUGUUUAUUCUGGCUUCCAUUAUCAACUUAGGAAAAAGUGGUCUUGCAAAGCAGAAUAUUACUGAAGAUGAUCUUGAUAGGAUGGGAACAGUAAUUAAGCUUCUCGCUCAAGGAUGUUCCCAACUUGAUGAUAUGUUCAUUGAAAAGUGCAAGGACAGUCUGGAGCUAAUGUUGAAUAGUUGUCAACAAGACAAGACAGAUGAGAUUUCCACUAAAAAGAAGAACAUUAUUGAGGUGGACAAGACAAUCAUCUUCACGCAGUUAAGUGCUCGAGCCGAUGCAGGCAUCGGUGAGAAUCUUUUUGAUCUGUCUCUUUCGCAAGCCCUUGGCACUGCACCGAAAACACAGAAGUUCGAUUUCUCUAGCUCCAAACUCGGCAAAGUUAUUCAGUUGGCAGGUUUUUCUGAUCCGAUAUAUGCGGAAGCGUAUGUGAACGUUAACCAAUAUGAUAUUGUUCUCGAUGUGCUUGUUGUAAAUCAGACAGCUGAUACGCUUCAGAACGUUUCGCUAGAGUUAUCAACCGUUGGAGAUCUUAAACUUGUUGACAAACCCACUCCUAUAACUUUAGCUCCAUCUGACUUCACUAAUAUAAAGGCUACCGUUAAAGUCGCUUCCACUGAAAAUGGUGUAAUAUUUUCGACUAUUUCUUACGAUGUUCGCGGGUCCACAUCUGAUAGAAACUGUGUCUAUCUUCAGGAUAUCAAGAUUGAUAUCAUGGAUUAUAUUGUGCCAGGGAAUGUUACUGACGCCGAAUUCAGACAAAUGUGGUUCGAUUUUGAAUGGGAAAAUAAGGUUAUUGAAUAUGUUAGUGACCGUCAACACACCUAUUACCGAUUUGCGCGAAUUUUUCUGCCUUUAAUUAUUAUGUCAAAUUCGGCUCCAGAAGGCGAUUGUGGAUUUCUGGCUGCUAAUCUAUGUGCUCAUUCGAUAUUUGGAGAGGAUGCUUUGGCGAACGUAUCAAUAGAAAAAGCAUCUCCACUCGAUGAAGGUUCACCAAUCAUUGGACAUAUACGAAUUCGUGCUAAAAGUCAGGGUAUGGCACUGACUUUAGGCGACAAGGUUCGUUCCGAGAUAUUCAUUGUACUUUGA
Molecule: messenger RNA, 2838 nt
Organism: Angiostrongylus costaricensis
Lineage: Eukaryota; Metazoa; Nematoda; Chromadorea; Rhabditida; Metastrongylidae
Source: the annotation of a GenBank genome assembly